CACAGCUUGACAAAAGGUAGUCGUGUGGAGGGUUCAACCUUUCUCUUGCUUUGUUUUCUGAUGGUUUAAAGUUUAUUUUUGACGACUGACACGAUAUCACUGCACGGAAACUAUGCUGAGUACCAUAGUCUGUCUGCUACCACUGUUUUCACACCUCCAACCUGCGACAGGUGAGACGACAGGAGAACUACUCCAGUCUGUUGGAAAGCAAACACAAAAAGAAAAUUACGAUGAAAUAGUCUGCACCUUCAACGUGAAGGUCUCCCUCUCCCGCGUGGACUUCGUUGAUAAGACAGGGUCAGAGGUUUUCGCCAUCGUGGACUGUGGCACCUCGUGCAACGUUCUCAGUUCCUACCAAGAUGUCCUCCGCAUCGUAUCUCCACAGAAAACCAUUUCCGGUGACCGUUUUGUCUUUAAUGCCACGCACUCGGACAAAACCACAGGAACGUACACGUGUCACGGAAUUACAGCACCCCAGGUGGUCUACCCUACCCCGUCAGGGACUGGUGAUGGCGAUGGUCAUGGUGAUGGAUAUAGCGAUGAAAGUCAGAUGACAUCAGGUUCACCACCAGAGACAGAUGAGGUGUCACACAAUGCUGGUGGAGGCUCUAACGGACUUCUUGCACUGAUUAUAAUUCCCAUCCUGCUGUACUAGGAGCAGUCUUAUUCCUUCACUGGUGUGGAGUGAUUCAGAUUCCUGGUCUGCCGAAAACUAGAGGAGAACCACGUGACCUGAGACAUAUUCAGGGGAAUCGGCUGCAGCCUGUCACUGGCUGCUGGGAAAGGACACGUGGUCUUUGGCAAUCCACACGUGCGGACAACCAGGAUCCGUUUGAACGCCUGGAGUCAAACCGCGAGCAAGACGAAGAGGCUUGUUUGGAAGCUAAAGAGCUACUAUGUCACAAUGAAGAGAAGCUGUCUCUGCACCAGGACAAGAAAUCAUUUGAAGCUGAGGGUAACGACGGUAGUAAAGAAGAACAUCCAUUAUUGCAGGAUGUGUGUAACAACACCAAGCACACUCAAGACGAUAAUGCUAGUGUCGGAGACAGUCAGACAUCACUACAAUCAUUACACCGGGAGUCAAACAACGAUCAAGACGAAGAGGCUUCUCUGGAAGCUGAAGCAUUAUUAAGUCAGAAUGAAGAUAAGAUGUCUCUGCACCUUGGUGUAGCACCAGGCAAAUUGAAGAGCGAUCUAUCCUAUCCCACUGAGGAAUCAUUUGAAAGCGACAGAAACUACGAGUGUAAAGACAAUGAAAUGUCUGAUGUCAAAGAAGAGUACCCAUUAUUGCGGGAUUCGUAUAACAACACCAAACCCACACAGGACGAAAAUGCUAGUGUCGAGGACCAUCAGACAUCACCACAAUCUGUACAUUUAUCCAACAGCAUCAAGGCUACAGAUGUCGCUGCAGACCUGAGUGCAACAUCUUUGUCACGUGACAACAUUCAGUAUAAGGAGGAGUCACCUCAUACAACUAGUCAUUCAUCUGCACCUGACGACACAGGAAGACCAACACUGAAGCCACCUAUUGCGCCUAAACCUCCCCACCUCAAAUUGGACAGCCGAGACGUUAGGAAUGACAGUCGCCCUUUGCCAGGUUCUUCAGUAAUUGACAAUAAAGAGUCCGAGAAUGAUAAUAAGAUGGAUCACCCUUCUCCGACAUUCAUACCAUACCCUCUUGAUGAAGAGGGUAAAGAUAAUAGUGUAACAAAUGUAAAAAAAUCUCGUAACUUUUGGCAAAACAUCCAACACAGACCACCAACAGCUAGCGCCAUGUCAGAAGAAAUGCAAGAAGAAAUGAAGAAAAUAAAGGCGCAGUUUGCAGCACGAACUAAAAAAGGCAUGGAAGGAACAGAAGAGAGAAAAGACGAUAUAGCAAGGAUCAACGUAAAAGGACAAGAAAAUAGUAAAGCAGAUUCAGAAGCAAUAACCAAUGAAGAUACAAAGGGGAAGUUAACACAUAAAAAUAAGGAAGACAUGGACGGAAAGAAAGAGAUAGAAGAUGAGAAAGCAAACGUUGAAAUGGAAGAAAAAGAAAUUAUGGAAAUGAAGUUAGAGACAGAAGAAAAGCAGGAUUCAAUACAGAAACAAGAGCAAAUUGAAGAAACGAUGGCGGCAAAGGUUGAGCAAGAAGACAAAGAGGAAGCAAAGAGGGAAGAGGAGCAUGCUCAAGAAAUGGAAGCAGAGGCAGUGACAGAACAAACAGCAGACACGAUAACAGAAACAUUGAAAACUAGUAAAGAACCAGAGAAAAAAGUCUGUAAAGAAGACGAUCACUACAAGACCGCCUUUGAUGACGAUGAUGCCGAUAGAAGUAGAAGUGAUGAAGGUGUUGGUGAUGUUGAUAAGUUGGAUGGUGCAAGUUCCACUGGGCAGAGCCUAGUCUACACCGACCUGUCUCUCCCUGAACACUCCCAGGAAGGUUCUGAAGGAAGAAGCGAAAAGAAACAAACAAUUAGCAGUAGACUAAAUGACUCACCCAAUACAUUAAGAAAAGAUGAGGAUGACAACAGUCCGGAUGUGUAAGGAACAACAAGUUGAAACGUUUGAUGAGGUCACACAGUCAAUCCAUCGUGAGGGGAGCUAGGGAUGUGUCUAUCACAGUGUUACAUGAGUGAGAAGUUUGACAAACUUAACAAAGCCUGAACCACACACAGGUUUGUUGUAUUCUGACAAGAUUCAUGUUCAGGUGUCCAGUAUGUUGGCCUUAGUUUCUUAUCCCAGUGACGAGCGGAGAGCUGAAACAGAAACUUCUGUGGAUGAAAGUAUAUCUUUAGUCAACAGACAGGGCCUUUUAUGUUUGAAAUGUGCUUUAAAUGUGAAGAACACCAGUGCUGACAGAACUGAAUGACAUCCUGGAGUAUGAAGAGGACCAUGCGCAGUGGAUGUAACAUAGACAAAGACAUGUACAUCGCUCCAUCAGUGAGACUGGAGAUGUCAGUGAGAAUGUGAACCAAGGGACAGAAGGAAAGAGAAGUAUUAUAAACAUACCAAAGACAGAAAGCUGAGACUAAACACUCGCUCCAAGGCAAGUCUCUAGACACUAGCAACUUAAAACUGAAGCCACUGAACAAGGACAAGAAAGAAGAGACUGUGAACAGACUAAGCUGCUUAAACUGAAGUGAACAGGAAGGUGGACUGAGCAUCACACAUCUGUACGGAUGUAAAGCGAGGUCUCUGCUUGCAGACACGAAGGGGAAAAUGCAGGUGUUCGAGAAGAUGUACCUGAAGAACCCACUAUGGACAUAUGAUCUUAGAACAUAAAAACCUGUGAAAGUAGGAAACACACUUGCCCGCUGGUGGGACACAGAAACUUCUCCUUGUAACAGUCACUGGGGGCAAGAUGAUGUGCUUCAACUGUAUGAGCUAUCAAAACUGAGCUUCAUGAUACAAUAAUGAAAAGACUUCACGAUAAUGAAGAAAAUCGUCAGAAAUGGAAAAAAAGGUGAUUACAAUCAUCUGAUGACGAUUGGUAAGGUAGCACCACCACUGGUGGCAGUCCUGCCGAUGUUGAUCACGUGGAUGGCGCAAGUAUUUUUGACCCUAUCCUUUCAUUUAUAUUCUUAUCUAUAUAUACUCUAUAUAUCAAAGACUACUGCGACAGGGAAAGCAUGUAGCAGUAUCUGGCCAUCCGUCCUUUGACAGGGUUAAUGAGUGUCACUAGUCACUCAAAUGACAGUACAAUGGGGAGGCAAACAAUGACAUCUUCAUGUGGUUAAGACCAGGGAGAAAAAGGCAACAGAAGUUAACAAAUGUGGAAGUCAGAAAAUCCAAGCAGCAGAUGGCAGGUAACUCUCCAGACUCUUUGACCAUCUGUUCACAGCUGAAGUCAGUAGUUGAGAACAAGAUAGAAAGGACUUGUUAGAAGAGAUUCCUUACAGACCAUGCAACGAGAACUGUUUAUUGACAAGAGUGGAUGGAAGUACACAGUGAAGGGAGAAGAAACUGUUUUUACAGACAAGUUGAACUAAAAUAUGCUUUAAUCUCCUCCCUAAAUCUUUGAGUGAUGCUUUUGGAAGCAACAAGGGUAAUGAGAAGAAGACCAGCAUUAUCUUGGUAAAAACUUACUUCUAACUUUUUUAUCAUCUUGUCUCCUGUGAUAAAAAAUCUUUUCUGGCGACUAGUGGUAUGAUAUAGCACUCAAGCCUGAAAAGAGUCAAAUUUAAUCCACCUGUCACUGACUUUCAGAAAACAGAAGGAAAUACCUUUGAACGACGGAUGUUAACACGGUUACAUUGCCCCACCUACUGAACAGUAAAGUGUGUUUCUCGUCUAUUUGUUAUUGUCACGGAUCUAGUCAUGACACGUAGUAGUUGUUUACAUUGUUUACAUAUGACAGGCCUGUGUGUGUGUGAAAAAAGAACAAGUGAACGUGGAAUAUGAAAUGGACGGUUGUACCAAAUAAAAGACCGACUGCAGAGAGUAAAAAACUCACAGACAAAUAAAUGGGAGAGGGAGUCUGUCCCCAGCAGUGACUAGUAGUGUACAUACAGCAAUGUCAUGUUUGUGAGGAAUUUCACCUGUCCACACCUACAACGUACACAGCCAUAAUUUCUGACAAGUGGAACUUCGCCUGUUACCAACAACAACAGUUUCGCUAAGUAGCUGUCCCACCAUCACAAACGACGACGAUUUAAUUUAAUUCAGGGAUUUAACCAAAGGAAAUAAAGUUGUUGGAAUGUCUGUUAGAUUGGUAAAGCCUCGUGACAGGCUCACGCAAUUUUCUGUAACUUGCAUGAAAGAACCUGGAAGUGUGUGUAAUUGUAUACUUCAAUAAUGUGACAACAUUCAACCACCAACUUGUAUUACACACCCUGUGAUUCAACGCACCCUGUGUAGUCGGCUUUUUUCUUUGUUUUGUGGCAACACACACACAUCUGUACACUCAC
Messenger RNA from Pomacea canaliculata, 4889 nucleotides. RefSeq lists its product as uncharacterized. Lineage: Eukaryota; Metazoa; Mollusca; Gastropoda; Architaenioglossa; Ampullariidae. The record is from RefSeq and is a predicted model, not a curated record. Bases 1150 to 2526 code for a protein of 458 amino acids. The transcript has 5 exons.